AUGCCAGCGUCCCUCAUCCUGACUGGACUUUCGUCCUCCGGUGGACCUUUUCCACGUGGCUGUCUUGGUGCCAGGGUUGACGUGAUCCGUGAGGUUCUGCCGGAGGUGGACGAGGACGCCUAUUUGGAACGGGAAGCGCGCGAAGAGGCGGAGGCAGCGGCGGCGACGUCGACGUCGGCGACGACAUCGUCUGGCUCAGAGUCCGGCGUGACCAGUCCUGGACCCGACUCGGCACCAAAUGACCUCACAAAGGCUCCGGAAAGCUUGAAGAAUGACACUUUUACGCCUGCCAGGGGCCUCUCCGAAGCCAAGACCGUUGAGACAGACCAGAAAGUGAUGAAUGGGUGUACUGACUCAGACGAAGCGUCUACAAAUUACGACUGCAAUUUAUUCUGCGAAAAAGGGGCACUUCACUUUCCAGGUAACCUUCAUCAACUGUUCAUCAUAGUUUUUAACAUUUUUUCCAUUUGGGCUCCCAUCCCAUUUUUUGAAGGAGCUAGUGACCUCACUGCAAGUGAAAAAAGGAAUUUAUUGGAGAUUUGA
This is a messenger RNA of Protopolystoma xenopodis, 543 nucleotides long. The record is from the annotation of a GenBank genome assembly. NCBI's taxonomy places the organism in Eukaryota, Metazoa, Platyhelminthes, Monogenea, Polystomatidea, Polystomatidae.